This is a messenger RNA of Bursaphelenchus okinawaensis, 347 nucleotides long. Lineage: Eukaryota; Metazoa; Nematoda; Chromadorea; Rhabditida; Aphelenchoididae. The record is from the annotation of a GenBank genome assembly.
AUGGACCACAAGACAAGAGAUGCCCUAGGAAUCAAUAUUAUCAUGAAUGUACUAGUGAAUGUCCACCCAAGUCUUGUGAGAACAUUAUGGAAGUAGGCUUAUAAUUAUUGCCAUUUAUUAGGUAGCAAAUGACUUUGAUAUGUAAUAGAUACCUAGCUAUAACUAAAAUAAAGCUUUCCGAAGUCUUCAUAGCUUAUCGAAGGAAACUAAAAACAAAACUAUGAUUUAGGUAUCACCCUGCGUGUCUAUUCACUGUGGUUUACCAAAAUGCGAAUGUAAACACGGGUAUGUCCUCCAAACAUCCAAGGAUCCCAAAAAAGGUUGCGUUCGCCGAGAAACGUGUCUAG